AUGCAUUUUAGCCGCUUCAACGGUUUUUUACUAAAGAUGAUUCUCUACUUGGUGACCUUUUAUCAUACGCUGCCCUUCUUUGCAAGUGUCUCCAUGUCUUUGCUCAACAGCUAUCUCUCCUCGUCGGUCUCCUUCAAUUUGGAUACGAUAUAUUUGAACUGGAACUCUACUUUUCCUGCAAUUACUGUGUGUGAAAUAUACAAUGCCGAAAGGAUCUGGGAUCUGAGUGAUUCAAAUUUUGGGGUAGAGCACGAUAUGCACAUGGAUGACUUUAUUUCGGAAAUUGUAUUCUAUCGAGGGGUCUGCAGCAGUUGCGAGGAUUGCUCCAAGAUGCGAUGUCCUGCCAACUUUACGGUGCUCGUGGAUGUGUUCCGUUCCAAGUGCCAUCAGUUACUGCUGAAUUGCACUUAUCUAAACGAACUUUUUGACUGUUGCGAUCAAUUUCUGCCGCUGCCAACGGAAUAUGGGUUGUGUUACUCCUUCAACUCGCAUCAGGCUCGCAAAGUGUCCCAUGUCCAGUUCACCAAUAACCGGAUGACGGGUCCGGGACAUCUAAAUUUCCAAGCUGCCGCCGAUAUCCAGCUUUAUGUUCAUGCUCCCAUCGAUGUGCCUUACCAGUUUUCCGAGGGCAUGAUCAGGGAAACUGUGUUACUGGGUCACUACAAGGAGCUGAUUCUGAAUGUGAUAGAGGUGCACAACGACGAGAGUGUCCAGGAUUUGAGUAUGGAGCAGCGGCGAUGUCGCUAUGGCAAUGAGCAUGUGCCGGAAAGGCAGGGAAUCUACGAAUUCUACAGCUAUUCUGGUUGUGUGGUGGAAUGCACUGUGCUUCUCCAGCUGGAUAACUGUAACUGCACCAGCCAUUUUAUGGCCACUCCCGGCCAGAACUACCUGCCCGUCUGCGACUACCGCGGGCUGAUUUGCCUCACCAGGAUCAGGGAUAAGAUCAUGACGGAGCGAAAAUCCUGCGAAUGCAUGAGCUCCUGCGAGGAGCCGGAGUACAACAUUAUCUACAACUCGGCGGAUGAGGAUGACGAAGCCUCAGAUGAUGUCUCCCAAAUCCGAGUGGCUCUGGUUGAGUUGCCCACUCAAAGAUAUGUGCGUCGCGUGACCAAAACUAUCCUGGAUUUCUUGAUUUCCCUUGGCGGUCUGGUUGGCCUGUUCUUCAACACAUCCGCCUUGCGAAUCGUAGAGGCCGUUGUUAUCUGCCUGCGAUAUAGAAAAACCAUGGUGAAUUGGGUUAGACGCUUCUUUCUUGGCACGGUUAAAUAUUUACAGAUCUUGGACCAAUCGCGGUGA
Drosophila takahashii is the source of this 1296-nucleotide messenger RNA. RefSeq names its product pickpocket 31 (gene ppk31). Gene Ontology annotation, cellular component: plasma membrane. Gene Ontology annotation, molecular function: ligand-gated sodium channel activity. Gene Ontology annotation, biological process: sodium ion transmembrane transport. The record is from RefSeq and is a predicted model, not a curated record. Lineage: Eukaryota; Metazoa; Arthropoda; Insecta; Diptera; Drosophilidae.